GACUCGGGCGCGGCAGCCCGGCACGGAAGGAGUCUCACUGCAGAGGUACUGCAGCUGCCCUGCCCGCACCAUGCGCGGCUCCGGCUCCGGGCCGGGCUCCAUGCGGCUGCGGCUGCUGCUCUCCCUGGCUGCUCUGUGGCUGUCGGAUGCUAACGAACCAGGUACAGCUAUGACAACACGAGAUAUCAAUCAGCAAACUCGAGAGAGCAUUUCAGAUUAUACCGUAAAGGGACAUGACUUAUCUACCCCUGGUUCACAUCUCUCCACACAAGAUUUUAAUCAGCAGACUGAGGAGAAUAUAUCUAAUCUCACAUCAGCGAUGUAUAGCAUAUCCAUAGAUGGGUUUUCCAGUGCUCCAGUGGAAGAAAAUGUCACAUUAUAUAGUCCAGCUAACAUUACACUCUUGUGUAGCUUGACUAGAACAUCCACUGAUUCAGCAACUGUUGAAGUGACGUGGAAGAAGGAUAAUGAAAGAGUUGAAAGUAGCAAUGUCACCAUUAAUGAAAUACAAAAUGUCUGGAGUACUCAAUAUACGUUGAAGAUCAGAGAUAGAAACCAAAUGGGAAAUUACGCUUGUGUUUUUAAAAGUGACCAAGAAGUUAAAGCCACAUUUCAUUUACAAGUACCUCAGAUUGAAGGAAAAGAUCAUCACGUAGUCAGUUAUGUAGGAGAUUCUGUUGUAUUGGUAUGUAAAAGUCUCAAAUAUAUUCCCAUCAACUGGAUCUGGUACAUGAGUAAUGGAAGUGACCAGGUUGCUGUUAAUGAUUCUUUGAUGCCAGAUAAGUAUAUAGUCGAUGAAAAAUAUGCCAACAUAACAAAACUCAAGAUUCUGAAGAUCUCAGAGAAAGAUGAUAGAUCAUACUGGUGCCAAGCUGUAUUUAAACUAGGAGAGAGCAAAGGAAAAGUAUCCCUUAAAGUUCUCACCUAUAUGACACCACUCAAACCAUUUCUUGCAAUAGCUGCUGAAGUAAUUAUUUUAGUAGCUAUUAUUUUCCUGUAUGAGAUGUACUCCAAAAAGAAACAGAUGCAUGCAGAAGAUGAAAAAGAAUUUGAACAAAUUGAGCAACUUAAAUCAGAAGAUAGCAAUGGUGUAGAAAAUAGCACCACCAGGCACCGAAAAGUUUAAGUCAGUUCCUAAAGGAAGGAGAUUUUAAACCAACAAAAAGGAAAUAUAAUUUGACCAUCACAAAACCACAGGAAGAUGUACAUGGCUAUGCGGUUCAAAUAUCUACAAUGCUUCUAAUUAGAGCUCAUUAGACUUGUAACAAAAAUAAUGAAGAUCUCCUAUUGCGUUUUUAAAAUAUAAACAUGAAACUGCCUCUUUGUCAAAUAGUUAUUCUAUGAAGACUAUACUGUAUCCAGACAUUAUACAUAUGUACUCUCAAA
Messenger RNA from Gopherus evgoodei (Goodes thornscrub tortoise), 1386 nucleotides. RefSeq names its product embigin (gene EMB). NCBI's taxonomy places the organism in Eukaryota, Metazoa, Chordata, Testudines, Testudinidae. The transcript is spliced from 10 exons. Gene Ontology annotation, cellular component: cell-cell junction. The coding region runs from base 71 to 1126 and encodes 351 amino acids. Gene Ontology annotation, biological process: cell-cell adhesion. Gene Ontology annotation, molecular function: cell adhesion molecule binding. The record is from RefSeq and is a predicted model, not a curated record.